Messenger RNA from Tachysurus vachellii, 2803 nucleotides. It is a transcript of the gene slc6a3, whose product is annotated as solute carrier family 6 member 3. Gene Ontology annotation, molecular function: norepinephrine:sodium symporter activity; dopamine:sodium symporter activity. Gene Ontology annotation, biological process: dopamine uptake involved in synaptic transmission; sodium ion transmembrane transport. The record is from RefSeq and is a predicted model, not a curated record. The transcript is spliced from 15 exons. Gene Ontology annotation, cellular component: neuronal cell body membrane; neuron projection; plasma membrane. The coding region runs from base 230 to 2074 and encodes 614 amino acids. NCBI's taxonomy places the organism in Eukaryota, Metazoa, Chordata, Actinopteri, Siluriformes, Bagridae.
CUCCCUCAGCUGGACCUCAAACAUCUAACAAUCUCCAUCUUCUCCAUAUCAGCUUUUCCAUUCUUCUUCUUUGCCACAGUUUAGUUCUAGUUUUACAGAAAUGGCCAGUUUUACUGUGCACCAUUUGUACAUGGACAAGUGAUUAUUUAUUUAUUUAUUUAUUUUUGCUCUGCGUGUUUUUCGUCCUCCCAGAAACCAUCUCUUCUGAACUCGGCCGAAGUAAAGCCCCAUGUUCAGAGGCAGAGCUCCGGCCACACUCAUGUCCUCAGUCAUUGCUCCCUCCAAUCCCUCCGGCUCCACGGGACCCAAAGAGGUGGAGCUGAUCUUGGUGAAGGAGCAGAACGGCGUUCAGUUCACAACCUCCGCCCUGGUUUCGCCGACCGGCCAGACUCAUCCGUCUGGGGAGGAGCGAGAAACCUGGGCCAAGAAAAUCGACUUCCUUCUGUCAGUAAUCGGCUUCGCUGUGGACCUCGCUAAUGUCUGGAGGUUCCCCUACCUGUGCUACAAGAAUGGAGGAGGUGCCUUCCUCGUCCCCUACAUGUUCUUCAUGGUGAUCGCCGGAAUGCCGCUCUUCUAUAUGGAGUUAGCACUGGGACAAUACAACCGUGAAGGAGCUGCAGGAGUGUGGAAGAUCUGUCCCAUAUUUAAAGGUGUCGGCUUCACCGUGAUCCUCAUCUCGCUGUACGUGGGGUUCUACUAUAACGUCAUCAUUGCCUGGGCGCUGUUCUACCUGUUCUCGUCAUUCUCCGCCGAGCUGCCAUGGGUCAACUGCAACAACACGUGGAACAGCGCAAACUGCUCUGACCUCAACGCCACCUUCCUGAACGACUCGCACAAAGCCACCCCCGCUCUGGAGUACUUCGAACGUGGUGUGCUGCACCUUCAGGACAGCACAGGGAUCGAUAACCUCGGACUACCUCGUUGGCAGCUCACUUCCUGUCUUGCUGUUGUGAUUGUCGUCCUUUACUUCAGUCUGUGGAAGGGAGUGAAGACCUCAGGCAAGGUGGUGUGGAUCACUGCCACCAUGCCUUACGUGGUUCUGACAGUUCUCCUGCUGCGAGGUGUGACCCUGCCUGGAGCCAUGGACGGCAUUAAAGCCUACCUGAGUGUGGACUUCCUACGUCUGUGUGAUGCUCAGGUCUGGAUUGAGGCGGCGACGCAAAUCUGUUUUUCUUUAGGAGUCGGCUUUGGCGUUUUAAUCGCCUUUUCCAGCUAUAACAAAUUCACCAACAACUGCUACAGAGACGCCAUCAUCACCAGCUCUAUCAACUCACUGACCAGCUUCUUCUCUGGCUUUGUCAUCUUCUCCUUCCUGGGCUACAUGUCGCAGAAACACAACGUGGCUCUUGAUAAAGUUGCUACAGACGGUCCUGGUUUGGUGUUUAUAAUUUACCCAGAAGCCAUUGCAACGUUGCCGGGCUCCUCAGUCUGGGCCGUGAUCUUCUUCAUCAUGCUGCUGACGCUGGGCAUCGACAGCGCUAUGGGCGGGAUGGAGUCAGUAAUCACGGGACUCAUAGACGAAUUCAAGUUCCUGCACAAACACAGAGAACUGUUCACACUAUUCAUCGUGGUGUCCACCUUCCUCAUCUCACUCUUCUGUGUCACCAAUGGAGGAAUCUACGUGUUCACAUUAUUGGACCACUUUGCAGCAGGGACAUCGAUCCUCUUCGGCGUGCUGAUUGAAGCCAUCGGCAUCGCCUGGUUUUAUGGUGUGGAUCGUUUCAGUGACGAUAUCCAGGAGAUGAUUGGGCAGCGCCCUGGAAUUUACUGGAGACUCUGCUGGAAAUUCGUCAGUCCCUGUUUCCUGCUGUUCAUGGUGGUGGUGAGCUUCGCGACCUUUAACCCCCCGAAAUACGGCUCGUACUCGUUCCCCGUGUGGGCCAACAUGCUUGGCUGGUGCCUGUCCAUCUCCUCCAUGAUCAUGGUUCCCAUCUACGCCAUCUACAAGUUCUGCAUGCUGCCCGGAAGCUUCUGCACUAAACUGGCGUAUGCCAUCACACCGGAGACAGAGCACCACCUGGUGGAGCGCGGGGAGGUGCGACAGUUCACGCUUCAUCACUGGCUGGUGGUGUGAACGUGGCACAAAGUAGUUACACAAGUCAACUCCUCCAGCUCAGUAGGGGGCGGUGUGUGCCAAACACGUGUACGUCUCGUCCUUCUCUUCCUCGCGUAAAAAAAAAAAAAAAAAAAAAAAAAAGAUAAUUAAAAGUGUUUCAGUGCCGAGGUAUUGAUCACAACAUGGUUAACUUUGUCCAAAAAAAAAAAAUCUAAAUCAUUUUAAGGCUGAACCCAAACGCUAGCAGCUAACAGGAAACAACUAGAGCAAACAGGUGUGAACUCUAGCGUUUGGGACACGGCCGUAGUCCCACUAUGAUGACUGUUACGAGGACUGUUUACUGUUUCUAGAUUCUUUUGUGAUUAGAGUAAAACCUGAGCCUUAUUGAUCAAUGUGAUUAACGUGUGGAAAACUGUAUACUGACUAACAACCUAGCAACGAAUAAUGUUGAAUAUUAUCUAGUGAGAUAGCUGUACAUCUUAUUUGUGUUUGAAACGAGAAAAAACAAGGGCGUGUUGAUCAGGUUUAUCCACUUAACAAAGCCAUAUUUGUGUGUCAGCUUUGCUCCGCUGCUCAUUUACAUUUUCGCAGAUAUUAGCGCAGCUCGUAUUAAGACGUGAUGCAGCGAGUGGUUACACAAUGCCUUGUGACAUUGACUAAAUUGUAUAGUUUAUGGUUAAAUAAACACCACAUUCUAGCUACUGAUUUUUCAGUGACUUGUUUGUUUGAGUGCAAAGAAAAAAGUGA